AACUUAAUUUUGUGAUAUUUCCACUUAUAUCACAUGACCCCAAGACUCUUCAACGAACAUAUAUAUAUAUAUCCGUUAUACUCCAAAGUGUAGUAGUACUCGUGAAUAAGAAGCGCUAGGAGCGUUUCAACAUCCACUCAUUUCUCAUGCUCACACAUUUAAUUUAUACACAUAUAUCUUCCACAAAUAUUUAUAUGUCAAGUGAAUAUAAUGAUCACUUGGAAAUUGUGAAAAAAGUAGUAGGCAAAAAAAUGGCCCUUCAUCAUCAUGAAGAUAAUUUUGAGACUUCUUAUUCUACUCCAAAACUUUCUUUAUCUAAACUCCCAAACAAGCCAAGAAAUUAUAAUAAUAAUUCACUAGUAGCUCCAUAUACAACUCCACCACUUCAUCCAGCAGUUACAAUUCCAUUUCAAUGGGAAGAAGCCCCUGGAAAACCAAAAUCACCUACAACAAAGUCCAAAGCAGCAAGGUGUCUAGACUUACCACCUAGGUUAACGUUGUUGUUGAACGAAGAAGGUAAAGUUACUAAUAUACCCUCGCCAACGACGGUGCUGACCGGGCCUUACGUGGGCCGGUCUUUAUCGUGUGUUAAUGAAGGAGCACUUGAGAAGAAAGAAGAGAUCAAUGGUGGUACUGGUAGUAAUAACAAGGAUGUUGUGAUGAUGAGAUCAUGGAGAUGGGAAAACUUGAAGGAGAAUAAUACACGAGUUGUUGUCAAGGGCAAUUUUGACUUUUCAGGUCCUCUUAGUAGUAGUAAUUCAAGUGCUAAUUAUGAUUUUGAUACACAUCAAAGGAAGUUCUUAAGGUUUACUAGGAAAGGGAGCUUAUUGAGCUUCUCCCGUAACAAUUCCAACCUCUUGGGAGGAAUUUACGAAAGCUUUAAGCAGGCAGUUCCAUGGAGAUGGAGAAGGGCAAAAACUAAAAGAGAUGAGUGAGUGUUAGUAACUAAAGCAGCUUCACUUAGCUUCCACCAACAACGAAAUUACUAUCUUAAUUAUAUUUCCACUUGUGGACUAGUUUUAACAUAUGAUUUUUUGUUAAUUAAGACACGUAAUGACUUUGAUUAUGUGUACUGGGUACCUAAUGAGUUUGUAUUUGAAACUAUAUAUGAAUCUGUAUUACGGUGCAACGGUUUUAGCUUAAC
Molecule: messenger RNA, 1144 nt
Organism: Capsicum annuum
Lineage: Eukaryota; Viridiplantae; Streptophyta; Magnoliopsida; Solanales; Solanaceae
Exons: 2
Coding region: 147-935 (262 amino acids)
Source: RefSeq, a predicted model, not a curated record